AAUAUUUUAAGAAAUGCUAUAUAAUUUCUGUUGUUUUGCCAAAUUGAAUAAUAGUCCAAACAGGAAGAGGAGGUUCUGAGCUGCAUAUAACCUAAGUGAAAAUAUGAGACACUAGUCACUGAGCUUUAAGCAUCAGUAAUGGAGGUCACACAUCUUUGGGUCCAAAUCUUAAAUACUAUUUUAGUCUUGCUUGUGACCCAGCCUGCAUCGAGUUACACUGUUCAGACACCUGAUUUCCCUGUCGUUUCUCCAGACAGACUUCAGUUCUUUGAAUAUGAGAAAGUCUCUGUAAAUUGUGGUAGAGAAGAAGACGUUAAUGCAUGGAGAGUGAUGAGAAAACUUCAUAAAAUAAGUCAAGCAAAUAUUUCUCAAGACUGCAGCACCCCAGUUCCAUCCUGUACAAUUCAACAUACUUUCAAAAGACACAGUGGAGAAUACUGGUGUGAAAAUGAUAAAGGAGAAAGGAGCCGUGCUGUCAGUAUUUCUGUUACAGCUGGUUUAGUGAUCCUGGAUGUUCCAGCUCAACCAGUGAAGGAAGGAUCUGAUGUGACUCUUCAUUGUAUAAACAAGAACACAGAGAAGACACACAUAAGUGAUUUCUACAAAGAUGGCAAAUACAUUGAAACUUUCUAUAAAGAGGGUAUGACCCUCUCCAAGGUCUCCAAGACAGAUGAAGGAUUUUACAAGUGCAAAAUAUCUAGUGCAGGAGAAUCACCUGAAAGCUGGCUGGCUAUUGUCAAACCAGGAGAGGAGGAAGGAUCGGAUGAAGAGACAAAACCAGAUCUGCCGCUUAUAUUCAUCAUAUCACUGGUCACCUUUUUAUCACUCCUGUUUCUGGUGAUCGGACUGAUUCUCUGCAAAAAGCACAAAGCCCUGACAAAUGAAACUGUCACAGAUACAAAGAAAAUAACUUAUGCUGCUGUUAACAAACCCAGGAAGAAGAAUGGAGGAGAUUCUGGAAAUACACCAGAUGAUGUCACGUAUGCUGCUGUUCAGAUAAAGAAGACAGGGUCAAAGAGCUCCUCGACCAGUCAGCAAUAUUCAUCAGAACAGAAUUCAACCUACUCUGUAGUUGCCUUUAAAAGGGGAGAUUUAAGUUAGUUACCUCAUACGGCUAAACUCAGCUCUGUCUCUGUGUAUGCUACUACAAACAUUGCUAAAAGCCCUACCAGUUUUUUUGUUUGUUUUUUAACUCAAAACCAAGAAGGACAGAGAGAUGAUGGCUAUGGAACAUCAAAAACCUAAACUAAGUAUACUUUUUGUAGACUUUGUGUUCAUAUUCAUCUUUUUUUGGAGGGGGCAUAUGGUAUUGUCUAUUGUUGAUGAUCAUCUUCCCUGGUUUUCAGGUGUCUGGUUUUGCUUUCUAAUUCAGCAGAGCUGC
Messenger RNA from Cyprinodon tularosa, 1381 nucleotides. RefSeq lists its product as uncharacterized. Gene Ontology annotation, biological process: cell surface receptor signaling pathway. The transcript has 8 exons. The record is from RefSeq and is a predicted model, not a curated record. Bases 139 to 1101 code for a protein of 320 amino acids. NCBI's taxonomy places the organism in Eukaryota, Metazoa, Chordata, Actinopteri, Cyprinodontiformes, Cyprinodontidae. Gene Ontology annotation, molecular function: transmembrane signaling receptor activity.